Cooperia oncophora is the source of this 2919-nucleotide messenger RNA. Lineage: Eukaryota; Metazoa; Nematoda; Chromadorea; Rhabditida; Trichostrongylidae. The record is from the annotation of a GenBank genome assembly.
AUGGAGUGGACCUCAGCGUCUCGAAUUACGUGCCAGACAGGGAUUGAAGAUCCGUCGUUCAGUUCCGGAAGAACAUACAGAAAACGUCACGAAAGAGAAGAGGGUAAUGACGACAGAGACGGGGUUCUUUCGGGGGAAUUCAUUGGGUUGACAUCACUGCUGACGUUUGCCAUCUUGUCACUAGCAUGGUUCGUUGGAUUCGCAUCGAGAUUGUUCGCCAUUGUCCGAUUCGAGUCGAUCAUUCAUGAGUUCGAUCCCUGGUUCAAUUAUCGCGCAACGGCCCACAUGGUUCAACAUGGCUAUUAUAAUUUCCUCAAUUGGUUUGAUGAGCGAGCAUGGUAUCCACUUGGAAGAAUCGUUGGUGGAACGGUGUACCCAGGUCUGAUGGUCACAUCAGGUCUGAUCCACUGGAUUCUCGAUACACUGAAUUUCCAUGUCCAUAUCAGGGAGAUUUGUGUGUUUUUGGCACCAACCUUCUCAGGUUUGACAGCCAUCGCUACGUAUUUCCUGACCAAAGAGUUGUGGUCACCUGGAGCUGGGCUAUUCGCGGCUUGCUUUAUUGCCAUAUCUCCUGGAUAUACUAGUCGUUCCGUAGCUGGUUCCUACGAUAAUGAAGGAAUUGCCAUUUUCGCCCUUCAGUUCACCUACUUUUUAUGGGUGAAAUCUCUGAAGACUGGUUCGGUAAUGUGGGCUUCCUUCUGUGCCCUAUCCUAUUUCUAUAUGGUAUCAGCGUGGGGAGGCUACGUCUUUAUUAUCAAUCUUAUUCCACUGCAUGUUGUUGCACUGAUUCUCAUUGGUCGUUAUUCGUCACGCCUUUUCGUUGCCUACACCACUUUCUACUGUCUUGCCACGGUGUUAUCAAUGCAGAUCCCUUUUGUCGGCUUUCAACCAAUUGUUGCUGCAAUGCAGUACGCCCGUCAACGUGUAUCUCGUCAGCAGUUUAUGACCCUGUUCGUUGGUGGAUUGACUGCAGUUGGUUGCCUAGCAUUCGUCGUCUACUUCGCUUUGGUCUGGGGAGGAUACGUUGCUCCAUUCUCUGGUCGUUUCUAUUCUCUGUGGGAUACUGGCUAUGCAAAGAUUCAUAUCCCAAUCAUUGCGUCAGUCUCGGAACAUCAACCCACAACCUGGGUAUCAUUUUUCUUUGAUCUACAUAUCACAGCGGCUGUAUUCCCAGUCGGAGUGUGGUACUGUGUGAAGAAUGUUAAUGAUGAGCGUGUCUUCAUUAUCCUUUACGCGGUGUCUGCCGUGUAUUUUGCCGGUGUGAUGGUUCGUCUCAUGUUAACCCUCACUCCAGCUGUGUGUGUAUUGUCAGGGAUCGCCUUCUCGUACACAUUCGAAAAAUAUCUACGUGAUGAUGAAAAGUCGUCGGCGAAAUCCGAUUCGGAUCGUCAGAUGUACGACAAAGUCACCAAGAAAGGAAAGGUACAGCAGGAUGUGCAUGUUGUGGGUGUAAGUGCCGUCGUGUGCAUCGUCAUUGUUCGGCAUGGUGUUACUUUUAUGUUUCUUGUUACUUUUAUGUUUCUAAGUACCUCUUCUUCAUCUGAUUCGUCUGAUGAUUCCGUUGGAGUGAACACGAGAUCUCUGGUUAGCGUUGUGCUGGUACUCUUCCUUCUGAUGUUUGUCGUUCAUGCGACAUAUGUAACAAGUAACGCCUACUCACAUCCUUCUGUCGUACUUCAGAGCUCUACUAGUCAAGGUGAUCGUAUUAUUAUGGACGAUUUCCGCGAGGCAUACCAUUGGUUGAGUGAAAACACUGCUGAUGAUGCCAGAAUUAUGUCGUGGUGGGAUUAUGGAUAUCAGAUUGCUGGAAUGGCCAAUCGAACUACGCUGGUUGACAACAAUACCUGGAAUAAUUCGCAUAUUGCUUUGGUUCUUAGAAAAGCGAUGUCAUCAAGUGAGCCAGUGGCGUAUGAAAUUAUGCGAGAACUGGAUGUUGAUUAUGUCCUAGUGAUUUUCGGCGGAGUAAUAGGUUAUUCCGGAGACGAUAUUAAUAAGUUCUUGUGGAUGGUUCGAAUUGCUGAAGGAGAACAUCCGAAGGAGAUUAAGGAAUCCAACUAUUUCACGGAAUCGGGUGAGUACAGCGUAGGAGCCCAGGCAUCGGAGACAAUGCUGAAUUGUUUGAUGUACAAAAUGUCAUACUAUCGCUUCGCUGAUGUACGUAUGGGAUACAACCAGGACGGAUUCGAUCGAACCCGUGGAUAUGUGAUUGGGAAGAAGGAUAUCACAUUGGAGUACAUUGAAGAAGCGUUCACAUCAGAAAACUGGCUAGUACGUAUCUACAAAGUGAAAGAUCCGGAAAAUCGACCUGUUAUCAAGAAGAGUGAGAGACAAAUCAUCGUGGAUACUAAAAAGGUUACCAAGGUAGGAAAAGCGAUGUCAUCAAGUGAGCCAGUGGCGUAUGAAAUUAUGCGAGAACUGGAUGUUGAUUAUGUCCUAGUGAUUUUCGGCGGAGUAAUAGGUUAUUCCGGAGACGAUAUUAAUAAGUUCUUGUGGAUGGUUCGAAUUGCUGAAGGAGAACAUCCGAAGGAGAUUAAGGAAUCCAACUAUUUCACGGAAUCGGGUGAGUACAGCGUAGGAGCCCAGGCAUCGGAGACAAUGCUGAAUUGUUUGAUGUACAAAAUGUCAUACUAUCGCUUCGCUGAUGUACGUAUGGGAUACAACCAGGACGGAUUCGAUCGAACCCGUGGAUAUGUGAUUGGGAAGAAGGAUAUCACAUUGGAGUACAUUGAAGAAGCGUUCACAUCAGAAAACUGGCUAGUACGUAUCUACAAAGUGAAAGAUCCGGAAAAUCGACCUGUUAUCAAGAAGAGUGAGAGACAAAUCAUCGUGGAUACUAAAAAGGUUACCAAGGGCAAGAAUAAGCGUGGAGUGUUCCGCAACAAACCGGAGGUGAAGAAGGGUGUGAAGAUGGAAAUGUAG